Phytophthora infestans T30-4 is the source of this 1356-nucleotide messenger RNA. RefSeq names its product protein phosphatase 2C, putative. Lineage: Eukaryota; Oomycota; Peronosporomycetes; Peronosporales; Peronosporaceae. The transcript has a single exon. Gene Ontology annotation, molecular function: cation binding; protein serine/threonine phosphatase activity. Bases 92 to 1258 code for a protein of 388 amino acids. The record is from RefSeq and is a predicted model, not a curated record. Gene Ontology annotation, biological process: protein dephosphorylation.
CGUUGCUUGACGCAGCAUAUAUCACCACGUUCUUCCACCUGCCGUCCAUCACGACAGGCCGCGCUUUCCCCCGCGGUGCUGGCGAUACGUAAUGGGGAUCUCUUGCUCUCGCGACCACAGCCGCGGCCCACACCACAACAAGUUCCAUCAGAUGACCGACAGGCGCAGCAAAAUUACCAGCUCCUCGUCCGCGGAUGCACUUUCACCGCCAUGUUUCCGGACUCGUCGAGUCGAUGACGAUCGCGAACAAUUGGAGGCUGUGGCGUCAUCCGUCACACAGGAACGAAGACGGCGACUAAAUCUCUCAAGCCGUAGUUGGGAACCAACCGACCAAUACCUGCCUAGCCCUGUGGUGCGCGACUACGCGGCGGUAUCCACACAGAACAGUCAAUUUAGGAAGCAUAUGGAGGACGAGUGUGUCGCUAUCCCCAAGUACACUGCCUUUCCGGACGAUCCGGCCGUUAGCUCUUUCUUCGGCGUUUACGACGGUCAUGGAGGAGACUUUUGCGCUAAGUAUGCCGCCAAAUACUUCCACCAAAAGCUGGCGGAGCUCAUGCAAGACAAAUACAGCGCUAAGAGAAGACGAUCUUCCGAUGCUGAAAGUACUAGUAGUAGCAACCGCAGCAACGUUACAUCUACCAGCAGUAUGGAUGAUUGCUCUGAUGUGGAGGCGGAUGUAUUAAGUAACGCCGAGAUCGAGAGCUGCUAUGCCCAGGCCUUUUCGUCACUUGACAAGGAGCUCGAGGACUUCGACGAGUCGUCUGAGAGCGGCUCCACGGCCGUCACCUGCCUUAUCCGCAAGUACAAUGGUCGUACGACCUUCCACAUGGCCAAUGUUGGCGAUUCCCGUGCCAUUUUCUACUGCGACGGCCAGACGUCGCGGCUAUCUGUUGACCACAAGGCUACGAAUGUGGAUGAGAUCAAGCGAAUCCGCGCGCUCAAUGGUAUCAUUGUCAACAAGCGUGUGGCCGGCUCCAUUUCCGUCACGCGUGCUCUGGGCCAGGCAGACGAGAAGAAGUUUAUCACGAGUGCACCGCAUAUCGCAUCAUUGGAGAUUGCGUCGGAUGACGCUUUCCUUGUUUUGGUGAGCGACGGCGUCACAGACGUCUUCUGCGACGAAGAAUUGACAGAAUUUGUCUCCAAGCGCCUCGCGCAGGGCGAGAAGUCCAUCACCAUUGGCAAAAUGCUGUUAGACGAGGCUAAGGCGCAAGGAUCCAUGGACAACAUGACUGCCGUCAUAAUCUGUUUCGGGGAGUGAGCUGUCGAAGCCAAGCUGCCAGUUUGCCUUCAACAACAAGUAGAGCUAGUAACUAAGGCCGUUUCGAGCCACUAAUUAUUUGUAAAGCUUGCAAAGAU